This is a messenger RNA of Bipolaris victoriae FI3, 1095 nucleotides long. RefSeq lists its product as hypothetical. The transcript has a single exon. The record is from RefSeq and is a predicted model, not a curated record. Bases 1 to 1095 code for a protein of 364 amino acids. Lineage: Eukaryota; Fungi; Ascomycota; Dothideomycetes; Pleosporales; Pleosporaceae.
AUGUCGCCCAUGUCCCCAGAUAUGCUAGCACAUCACCGCAACCAAAACUCAUUACCGCAUUUUUCAUCUUCUGGAACUUCUACCCGGCCGAUGCAAACAAACACUGAGCAACCCAAAGAAACGACCGCACCCCCAAGUCCAACCCACUCCCGCACAUCACAUACCACGGAUCUAAAUCACUUCCCCAUACCCCAAAUCCAAGGUGUAGUCCCUGGCUUCCGCCACACUCACACCUCACAUUCACUCCCCUUCUCCACCCCCACAACCCGCGAUAUCCUCCAAACACUCAACACAACAAGCUCACCACCCACACCAGAUCCAACAACACAAUCAUCCUACCCCCGCCCUUCCCCUCCAAACUUCCUCUACCCCUUCGCCAUUGUCCCAUACAAAACCCUCCCUUCCACCUCUUGCACUCGCUGCCCAGAAAACGCCAUGGCAGACUCACCGGACAUGUCCCUCGCAACCACACUGCCCUUGGGUCUCAAACUGCUCUUUUUGGGUACGCUGUGCGCCGCGGCGCUGGGACUCGCAUGGACAGUGGUAGUAUGCUGUAUUGUGCAGCACAGCGAAGCGGCGCCUAGUGACGAAGAAGCAUGGCAGAGCGAAGCGAAGCGUAGCGACAGCAUUCAAACGCAACAUGGCAGCAAAGAAGAGAGCAAAGAUACAAGAGACGUCGCAAACCCUUUUGCCGACCCCACAAACACGCAUCAAACUACAGACAAGAGUGCAGCGCUGAGUUCGGGUAUCGACGUACCUCCUACACCGCGGUAUCGCAGGCGGAACAACGCAGUACCGGGGUCGCCGCAGAAUCCUUUUUUGGAUCCACCCAGUGAGGGGGAGGGUGUGCGUGUGGAGAGGACGGAGGGGGAGUGGACGAGGGCCCGAGCGAUGUUUUUUGCGGAGAUGGAGGCUGUGGAGAGUGAGAUGAGGGAGUUGUCUCGUGGGCGGGUGGUUGAUGGGGAGGUACCGGCGCGGGAGAAGAGGAACGGACGGAGUGGUGUUAUGAAGGUUGUGGAAAGGGGGGUUGAGAUGGUGGAUGGGGGUGUGGAUGAUGUGGUUGUUGCAAUGGCGAGGUGGACGGAUGAUAAGUGA